Chionomys nivalis (European snow vole) is the source of this 450-nucleotide messenger RNA. Its product is annotated as cystatin 10-like. The record is from RefSeq and is a predicted model, not a curated record. Gene Ontology annotation, molecular function: cysteine-type endopeptidase inhibitor activity. The transcript is spliced from 3 exons. NCBI's taxonomy places the organism in Eukaryota, Metazoa, Chordata, Mammalia, Rodentia, Cricetidae. Bases 1 to 450 code for a protein of 149 amino acids.
AUGGCCAGCAACCAGAGCCUCUCAUUGUCCCUGUGGGCUGCUCUAGCCCUGACGCUGGUCAUCGCUGCAUGUCCUGUAACCAGUACUAAUCCUGAGGCCAACCAGAAGGCAGUGGGAGGCGUGGAGCCUGCUGACCCGAACGAUGAGGAGGUGCAGAAAGCAGUGGACUUUGCUGUUGAAACCUACAAUGAUUUGACCAAUGACGCAUACUUUAGCAAGCCAAUACAAUUGAUUAGCGCCGGUCAGCAGGUCGUGUAUGGAAAGAACUUCUACUUGAAAAUAAAGUUAGGACGAACCACAUGUCCCAAAGGCCAGUCUGUUGAUUUGGAUGAUUGCCCCUUCAAUGAACUGCCAGAGCAGCAGGAGAGAACUAUAUGCAAUUUCGAGAUCAACACUGUGCCCUGGGAGAAAAAGAUCUCCAUGACAAACUUCAGCUGUCACAGUCCCUGA